UUUCGGAAGUUGGAUUAUUUGCUCCAGUGGUCCAUCAAAACAAACACAGCAGACACUGGAGCUAUCGCAUGAUAGUGAAAGUGAACAAAAGCGUUUGUUUUUAGCAGGACGACUGCUUCCUUAGCAUGGCACUGAAAUCUUGUUGCAUCUACAGUAUUGUCGUCAUUUCUCUGCUGUUGCUGAUCUCGGGCAUCGCCUUGGUCCUGGCGAAAGUCUUUCAGCAUUUUCUUCAGUCCGAGGUCAAAAAGGAAGUAGUUCUAAAAAAUGGCACAGAGUCGUUUGAGGCCUGGGAGGAUCCACCAGCACCUAUAUACAUGCAGUUCUACUUCUUCAACCUGACAAACCCCUUAGAGGUGCUUGAUGGGGAAAGACCUGCUGUGGUGGAGAUCGGACCAUAUACAUACAGGGAGUACCGACCAAUGGAUCAGGUGAAUUUCCAAGAUAAUGGCACCAAAGUAGCAGCUGUCAACACUAAAACGUACAUAUUCCAGCGUAACAUGUCCCAUGGCCCAGAGAGCGACCUCAUCAGGACUGUCAACAUUCCUGCCGUAACGGUGAUGGAAAGAUUCAAGGACCAUUCUUUCAUAGCUCGUCUUAUCUCUGACUACAUGAGAGGCACUGGGGAAGGCUUGUUCACCACCCACACAGUGGGAGAGCUGCUGUGGGGAUAUGAAGAUGGUCUCCUCAAAGCCCUAAAAGUCCUCAACCCUGACCUGGAUGAUGUUUUUGGACUUUUCUACAAGAGCAAUGCCUCCAAUGAUGGUGAAUAUGUGUUUUUCACUGGCCAGCAAGACUACAUGGACUUUGCGAGAGUGGAUACAUGGAACAGUCAGAGCUCACUGACCUGGUGGACAACCGACGAGUGCAACAUGAUUAAUGGAACCAAUGGAGCAUCUUUCCAUCCCAUCAUCAAAAAGGAUGAGACUCUGUACAUCUUCUCCUCUGACCUGUGCAGGUCCUUGUACGCUCAGUAUGAGGGGGAUGUGACAGUGAAGGGGAUUCCUGGUUACCGCUUCGUUCCUCCCAGCAAGGUGUUUGCCAAUGCGACUGUGAACCCAGCCAACGAGGGGUUUUGUGUCCCUGCUGGAAACUGCCUGGGCUCCGGCGUGUUGAAUGUCAGCACUUGUAAACAAGGAGCUCCCAUCAUCAUGUCCUCACCACACUUCUACCAGGCAGAUGAGAAAUUUGUGCAGGAUGUUUUUGGGAUGAAGCCUAACAAGGAGAAACACGAGACGUCCAUCGAUAUCAAUCCAUUCACAGGAAUCGUCCUGCGAGCGGCGAAGCGGCUCCAGGUCAACGUCUAUGUAGAGAAAAUUCCCACCUUCAGUCAAACAGGAGAUGUGAGAACAGUGGUUCUUCCUGUGGUUUACUUAAAUGAGAGCGCUCUGAUUGAUGACGCAUCAGCCAAGAAGCUGAAAGUGAUUGUUACUAAGAAGAGUGUUGUGGAAAACAUCCCGUUCAUGAUGAUUGGCGUGAGCAUCAUCCUGGGAAUAAUCUUUAUGUUUCUGAUUUGCCAGAGGAAGGUCCCAGACGGCACUGCUGCUGAGCAGCCCCUGCUCUCAUAAUGUGACCUUUGCCUGGUUUACAGAGUAAAGCCUGGUUUCAAUAGGUCACUAGGAACUGCACCUUCUACCGCUAAUGCCCAAGUAACGUUUUACAGAUAACCCAGUAGACCUUUUUAAUCUAAUGAGUGGGUGGAGGGGACUGUGUGCUUUGUGUCUUAGCAGAAGUAGAACUAAUGUGUGCCUUUUCUAGUCAAGUGUUUGUUUUGAUAUUAUGUUAAUGAGAGAAUUAUGUUUCAAGCAGCCAUAACAGAGUCAUUUAAGUCUGUCCUAAGUAUAAUUUUGGUGUGUCAUUAUUUUACAUCACAGCUGUGUAAAAUAAUGUGUGAUAGGCUGUUUUAUUCUCAGCAUUUUUAUUAGUGGAGCUUUUAAAUUUGUACUGAACUAGAUCAGUGUCUUUGCACAUUAUGCUCUUUUGUCCAUCGGUGCAGUUACACAUUAAUCUAAUAUAUGUAUGAAUAUUUAUAUUAGAUCAGUGUGGAAUAACAGUAUUUUCACACACACAAAACCUUUUUUCCCAGGUAUGGAUGUCUUGUCUUGCCUGCUGUUUUUUUUUUAUUUAUUUAUUUAUGGCCCUAAUAGAAAAAUGUUUGGCCACUUGUGAUCUGAUUGUAUGACACUAUAUACACGUAUUGGCCAAAAAUUUAAUAGCGUUCAUUUUACAUUUGCACCACCGGGACAGGAUGAGAAUGUUUUUGGUGAGUUGAUAAUUUAAUUCUGGAGUUCUAAGAGUUUUUUAUGGGAUUUUUAUGAUCUAAAUGAGGAGUGAAAAUGAUUUUUUUUUUUAUUGUGCUGCAAUUGUUUUGAUCAUUUAUCAAUACGAAAGAUUCUGUCAGUGCUUAAUUGUGUUACUGUUUGCAUUAUUCUGACUAAGUGUUUUGUGUAACAUUGUUUACACUACUACCACACAUGUAAUCACAUUACCGUUUACAUACCGAGGUCCUAUUCACAAUUUGCUCAUUGUCUUGCCAUUUGCAGCACCUUCUAUAAAAAGUGCUUCACAACUUCUAAA
This is a messenger RNA of Betta splendens (Siamese fighting fish), 2574 nucleotides long. RefSeq names its product scavenger receptor class B, member 2c (gene scarb2c). Gene Ontology annotation, biological process: receptor-mediated endocytosis; protein targeting to lysosome. The transcript is spliced from 12 exons. The coding region runs from base 126 to 1565 and encodes 479 amino acids. NCBI's taxonomy places the organism in Eukaryota, Metazoa, Chordata, Actinopteri, Anabantiformes, Osphronemidae. The record is from RefSeq and is a predicted model, not a curated record. Gene Ontology annotation, cellular component: lysosome; membrane; cytoplasm. Gene Ontology annotation, molecular function: scavenger receptor activity.